UUCCAAUGAGGUAAGUAUUCGUUCCUUGCAAUGUCAUGGGGCCCGGAUUGCAUCCUAAAAUACGGAUAAUUCGCGACGAUAACAAAGAUACUUUUGGAAUGAACGUCGCCAUGCUUGACAAACAGCUGGCAAUGAUGAUGGUGGCAAUGGUGGCGGGAAACCGACAGUGGUGACGCCUGCUGAGAAAGAGUAUUUGGCGGGUACGACCAGGAGCUUUAAAAUCGCCUGCGAUUACAUCUCUAAUAAAAUGACAAAGACAACGAAUUUCGUGCCAAUUUCAACACCCUCUAGAAAACCACGGUUACAAAAAAAAAGAAAGAGAAACCGUGACGCAGAAGCGCCUGGUUUGGGGCACGCUCGUGGCCAUUCAACGGUUCGACCACGAGCAUAGGGUGCAGGGCUGCACCGUGUGAACUGCACAAAAUAAGGUAUGGCCCCAAAAUAACUCAUUUUAAAUUUUUCCGAGUAGGGCAUUGCUGGUAUGGCCACUAACGCGUUUGGUUCAUUCACAGCUGACUGCAGCGCACUCGGUUACAGUGGGCUGUAUGUAGUCGUCUGCUCGUCUUCGACGGUAGUCAGUCAUCGGAGUGUCCCUGGAGGCAUGGCCCUGGUCGAGAGGUGGUGGCUGUCCACUUACGCGUCGGACAUCUACAGCUACCUGCGCGUUAGGGAGCGACGGCGGAUGGAGUACCGCGGCCAGUCGCCCCAACUGCAUUGCAGGAGGGACCUGGUGCGUUUCAUUGGCGAGAUGUGCGACAAGAUGCACCUCUGCGUCGCGGUCCACCACCUCGCGACGCACCUGCUCGAUUUCUUCAUGGACGAGCACGACAUCGAGCUGCACCAGCUGGAAAUGCUGUCCCUGGCCUGCCUCGUCGUGGCAGCGAAGGCAGAAGGGGUAGAUCCGCUCAUUCCCAGCAACGGGGAAAUCGUGAGGCUCAUGCACAACGCUUUCACAAGCACCCACCUGGCCUGCAUGGAGAUGUCAGUCCUGGUUUUCUUCGACUGGGAGGUGCACCACCCCACCAUUGCAACGUUCCUGGACUUCUUUGCCCUGCUGGCCAUGUUUCCCAGCGACAUGGCCAGGUGCAGAGAUUCGCCAGCGCAGCUUCUCAACCUUGAGAGCUCCUUGAAAAACUACCUGAGCUACUUCCUCGACACAGCCCUUAAGGACUACAGCUUCAUCAAGAUGCCCGCAUCAAUGGUGGCAGCAGCUUGCGUGGCGUGCUCACGCAUGUGUCUCCACCUCCAGCCACUCUGGUCACCCAUGCUCGAGAAUGUCAGCAAGUACAAGCUCGAGCAGCUGACACCUUGUAUCGGCCGCCUACUCACGGACUCCUUACUGAGGAGAUGGGGCCAUGUGACUCUUCAAAAGGAGCUGCAAGAGUGUACUCUCAGACAAUGCCCUCCUGUCUCCCGAUGUUCCUGCCUGGAAUCAUCCUUCGGUUCCUGUCCCGGCCUGGCCGUGCCUGAUCCUGCCUGGAGAACUCGGUCCCAACAGCAUAUCUACUUUUCUCGUACGACUACGACAUUGUGUACCGGAAGUCCGAGGAACACAGCAAUGCAGAUGCUCCAUUGCGCUUGUUUUCAGACCUUGCUUCCAGCGACCCAAACAAAGACACGUCGGUACGUGCGGUCUCCGACGCGGAACUGCUUCCCGUCACAAGCUAUCGAAUUGUGGUGAAAGUGCUCAACUUUACCCUGAACGGUUGGCCCACCUCUGUUCAAGAUAAAGCCCCGCAGACUUUAUCUCGAAUAAUCUGGUAAUCAGACGUUGAAAUGCACAGUGCCACAGUUUUUAAAUUGCUUGACUGAAGUGAAUCUAGAAGUGUUGAGUGAAUCCCGGCAAAAGCGUUUGUUCAAUGCUUGUGACGGAGUGUCCAUGGAAUUCAUUAAUCUUCCUGGGUAUCACCGUUCUCCUCCCUACCACCCGUUGAAUAUUUUUUGUAUCGUAAGUAUUAGGUCAAACCCAUUUAUAACAAUUCCACAUAUAACAACCUAUCAGUUAUAAUGACCAGCUUUCAGAAAAUAAAGGAAUUCAGGGCCCCACCCAUUAAAAUUGGUCCAGAUAAAACAACCAUUUUUCAAAGCAUUAUACUGUUACAACAAACACUCAAAAUCAGCUUUCGGAAAAAGAAAAAAAAGAAAAUACUCCCGCGCGUGAAAAGAAAAGAUCAAAAGAGCUACAUUUCGGGUGCGGCGCUCUGGGAGAUUUUCAGGCCAUUUCCAGGAGAAAACAAAACUACAAAAGCAAAAAUGCCCUCCCGGGACGCGUAGUCUGCUGAUUGUGCGUGUGGGAAGGAGGAGAAGAAGGAGGAUGUCAACUGUCAACUCUCAAGCGGUGCUACGUUCGUUUGUUCUAUGUUUGCAUACUCUGUUCAACUCAAGAAAAACUCGGUGCUCAAUAUAAGGCGGCUAGCCCAAUCGCCAUUGUGACCGUUUGUUUACGUUUGCCAUUUUGGUAUCCGUAUCAUGUACGUUCUCUCGUGUCUACGGACUCACAUGGAGUCGUGUCCGUCGUCUUAAAACGGGGGGAAAAAAAAUCUACUAUACUCCGUCUCACCCCACGAUGGACUAGGGCCUAAAGGCUGACGGGAGGAGCACUACCUCAUAAAAGCUUGCAUCCACAUUGCAAGAGUGCGCAAGAGAAAUUUUGAUACGCAGAGUACAAAGAGCACUAAACUUACGCAUAUGGUUCUCUGUUGUGUAAGCGCGCUUUUUUAUAUUGGUGUGGUAAAGGUACAUGGUAUUUAGCUUCAGAAAUAUUCCUAGUAGGAAUAUUUCCUACCAUAUUUCGUAAACAUGUCAACUCUUUGGAGAAGUUGGAGUGCACGCAGGCAACACUGACAUAAAGUCGUUUCUAAUUAGCCAUAACAAUCCAAUCCUAGCGAUAACGGAGGUAGGUAUGAGGUGCGAGGCCGAUGCCGGCACGGACGAAGCACACGCAGAUGGAUCAGCAGUCGAGAUUCCUUGAAUGCCGCGACCAUACGUGCUGUGGCAAGGAACUGGGAACGCAGGUGUAAGUAGAGCAAAAACCUAAGAAGCAGAUGGAGCCGCCGUGAGGGCUCGAUAAGCAGACGAAACACUGGACUCCGAAUGACGCGUCUUGGCGCACUGAUACGCACGACGAAGCAAAUAUACCACGUUAUUUCUAACAGGCUCAUGAUUGGACCCGGCGGCCUGUAGCAUUGAGCUUUAGUCCAUCGUAGAAUGAGACUUAGUAUAGGAGGCUUUAUUUAAACGAAAGGGCAUCACGCUGGCGGAAAAAGAUAACAACGGAGCAGCACUGCGUGGCCUCGCAAUCCCAGCCACCCGACGAGCUCGCAAAGUGUCGUUUGAAAGACGACCCUGCCAGAGGCGACGGCCGUGCACUCGUGCAUGCGCAGGAAGCGCGGCACUUAAAACGCUUUAGACCAAAGCAAGUAUUAAUUAUUUCUGUGAACAGCGAAGAACCAUCGUCGGACUAGUGCACGGCAUUUAUUUUUGUGUCGGCAUGCAUUUCAUAAAGUAUGUGGUCAAUCUUCAUUAUUUUAACUGCGCGGGAGAAUCGGCAGCAAUUUACUUUUUAUUUAUCUGAAAGCCAAGUCUGCCUGCGCAUUAGAAUUGGGGGCCCAUUAGAAUUGUGCAAACAGUUUCUUUAAAUAAAGAGCUGGCAGAGUGAAACUACCAAUACCAGCUUCAUUAUCCUUAUUUAUUACAUGUUUUAAGGGGGGACACUACCCACAAAAACAAUUUCUGCAAAAAAGUUGAUUUUGAAAAAAUGUC
Messenger RNA from Ixodes scapularis (black-legged tick), 3762 nucleotides. RefSeq names its product cyclin-J. Gene Ontology annotation, molecular function: cyclin-dependent protein serine/threonine kinase regulator activity. The record is from RefSeq and is a predicted model, not a curated record. Gene Ontology annotation, biological process: regulation of cyclin-dependent protein serine/threonine kinase activity; mitotic cell cycle phase transition. NCBI's taxonomy places the organism in Eukaryota, Metazoa, Arthropoda, Arachnida, Ixodida, Ixodidae. Bases 482 to 1681 code for a protein of 399 amino acids. The transcript has 5 exons. Gene Ontology annotation, cellular component: nucleus; cytoplasm; cyclin-dependent protein kinase holoenzyme complex.